Molecule: messenger RNA, 1305 nt
Organism: Saxophila tyrrhenica
Lineage: Eukaryota; Fungi; Ascomycota; Dothideomycetes; Mycosphaerellales; Extremaceae
Exons: 1
Coding region: 1-1305 (434 amino acids)
Source: RefSeq, a predicted model, not a curated record
AUGGCCGCCAUGGACAUCCCCCCCAUGCCCUUCCUCUCCCACUACAACAUCUCCAUCCCCGCCACCUACUCCACGCAGCCCAACUACCACCACACCGUCCCCAUGACCAACGCCUACAGCAGCACCGUCUACGUCACCGUCGCAUGCACCAACAGCUCCACGCACAUCAUGGCACCCACCUCCUGCCUGCCGACCGCCACCCCUACGCCCUGGAGCCAUGCGCACCCGAGCUGGACGUACCCGGCGUGCGACUCUUCCUCGUGCUCGGACAUGGGCUGUGCGCACCCCACGAGCAUGAGCAAGUCUUGGGAUCAUGAGCACCCGAGCUGGACGUACCCGGCUUGCAGCAGCGCUUCGUGCACCGACAAGGGCCAUACGUACUCGACCGGUGUGGAGUCCGAGGGCUAUUGGUACCCGACUUCCGCUGCAGCGACGCCGGUGUGGACGAUGCCGCCCGUCUGGACCCCGGUGACGAAGACCGAGUACGAGACGGUGCCUUGCACAACCUCGACGUCGACCGAGCCGGUGUGGGUGACGUCCGAGACUCCUGUCUGGACGCAGCCGAUGGGGACGUCGGUUGUGGAGGUCGAGACCAACUGCUCGACGCCGGUGUGGAUGCAGACGGGGUAUUCGCAGAAGACUCCGGUGUGGGAGACGCACUAUUUCUCCAUGCCACCGAAGGAGACCUAUCCCUCCAUACCACCCAAGGAGACCUAUCCCUCCAUGCCGCCAAAGGAAACCUACCCCGCCGUCCCCUCCGCCCCACCAGCGAACAACAUGACCUACCCCGCUCCUUCUCCUCCAGCCGUCGAGACCCCCACGACGUACUACUCCGCCCCUCCACCAAGCGUCCAGACUCCCGGCGUGCCUGCCCCGCCGCCAGCUGAGACGUACCCUGCGCAGCCGCCGGCCGUCGAGACACCUAAGACUUACGGCGCGCCGUCGAAGCCUGCGGAGACGUAUCCUGCUGUCAACACUCCUGUGGCCCCAGCACCAGCGCCUCCGGCAGGCAAUACCCCCGCUGCUCCCGCCCCAGCGCUGCCAGCAGUCAACACCGCCUACGCCCCAGCUCCCGCCCCAGCUCCCGCGCCCUCCGUUCCAGGUGCUCCCGCCCCCGCUCCGGCACCACCAGCAGUCAACACUCCCGGUGCCCCGGCGCCUUCGGCUCCAGCUCCUUACGCACCAGGCAACCCCCCAACCCCCUACAACGCCCCACCGGCCACUGGCUCCGCGUCCGGGUCUGGAAAGGUGGUGAAGGUGUGGUGGGCUGUGGCUGCUGUUGCGGGGGUGAUGGUGUGCUUGUAG